AUGUCCAUCAUAGAGGCAUUCCUUAUGGUUCCACAGCUUGGGAAAUUCCUAAAAGAUGCUAUCUUGAACAAGACAAAAGAGCUACAAGGAAUGGUGAUUCUAAGUCAUGAGUGCAGUGCCAUAAUUCAAAGGAGGACAGUCCCUCAGAAGCUGUCUGAUCCAGGGAGCUUUACUCUGCCAUGCACUAUUGGCCCUUUGAAAUUUGCAAGCUGCCUAUCUGACUUAGGAGCUUCAAUGAGUUUGAUGCCUUACUUUAUUGCUAAGAAUCUGAGAUUCAAUACCUACAAGCCAGCAAGGAUAUCAUUGAUACUAGCUGAUAGAUCAGUGAGGCUUCCCAUAGGUUUAUUUGAAGAUCUACCUGUUAAGGUAGGAGGCUUUGAAGUCCCCACUGACUUCAUUGUCUUAGAAAUGGAUGAGGAACCAGUAGAUCCACCUAUCUUGGGUAGACAUUUCCUUGCAAAAGCUGGAGCAAUCAUUGAUGUAAGAGGUGGAAUGAUUGAGUUGCACAUUGGAUCAGAAACUCUUAAGUUUGAUAUAAAGGAAAUGAUGAAGAAGCCUACAAUAUAA
Eutrema salsugineum is the source of this 567-nucleotide messenger RNA. RefSeq lists its product as uncharacterized. Lineage: Eukaryota; Viridiplantae; Streptophyta; Magnoliopsida; Brassicales; Brassicaceae. The record is from RefSeq and is a predicted model, not a curated record. Bases 1 to 567 code for a protein of 188 amino acids. The transcript has a single exon.